AUGGUGGAACACACCGGUCUGGACAUUAUGUGUCUGAACAAGCACUGUCACAGUUCCUCCUCGUCGUCCAGCUCCGAGCCCGACAAGAAAGUGUUCUCCAAACUAAAACUCAGCUUGUCAGACUAUCCGAGGAAGAACGCAGAGAUCCUCAGCGGCCAGUACGGUACCAAUGUGCUGCUGAUCGGGGCGGCGUUGAUGCUAGCCCAGGGUCCCUCUAUCAAGCAAGAACACCUGCUGUCCUUUAUCACCGGCCUCAUGAUCCUCCAGCUGAUCUGGAUGAUGUGGUACAUCCUGGUGCGGGACAGACGGAAGAACACGCGGACCGAGAAAGACGUCCACGCCACCACAUGCUGGAUAAGAGGUGGUUUGACUCUUCUUGCACUCCUUUCAUUGACUAUGGACGCUUUUAGAAUCGGGUACUAUGUUGGCUAUCGAACUUGUCUGUCGGCUGUGAUCGGGGUAUAUCCUGUCAUCCAUGCAACUCACACCAUAGCACAGGUGCAUUUUCUCUGGUUUCACAUCAAGGAUGUCAUCAAGAGCUUUGAAACAUUUGAGAGAUUUGGUGUAAUCCAUGCAGUCUUUACCAACCUCCUCCUGUGGUGCAACGGUGUGAGGGCAGAGGCUGAGCACUUCUUGAACAACUAUAUGAGAAGACUCUCUGCCCUGGGCUACGAAAACUUCACUAUAGAGAACUCAGAGCCUCUCUGUAACUGCACCACCAGCACUUGCACCAUGUUCUCCAGCAGUCUCAAAUAUCUCUUUCCUUUCAACAUUGAGUACCACAUCUUUGUCUCCGCCAUGCUCUUCGUCAUGUGGAAGAACAUCGGACGGACCAUUGACCUUUCUUCAAACCAUAAAAGGCUGGCCACCAAAACCCAGGGCCUCAUCUUAGGCCCCCUUCUGGGUCUUCUUGCACUGGGCAGCACUAUUGGAGUCCUGGUGGUCUACAUCACCCAUUUAGAGGACUCCCUCCAAACGCGUCAGUCAGCCAUUACCAUGUUCUACAUUUAUGGCAUCGUCAUGCUGGUGUUUAUGUGCUCUGCCAGUCUAUCAGGUCUGCUCAUAUACCGAGCGGAUAACAUGCCGCUGGACACCUCCAAGAAUCCGUCCAGACAGCUGGACACAGAGCUGCUGUUUGGGUCCUCUAUCGGCUCCUGGCUCAUGUCCUGGUGCAGCAUAGUGGCUGUGUUAGGCACAAACAGCAGCCCUUCUUACCGCUGGACCAACUUCGUCUACUCUCUGCUUGUUGUGCUAGAGAAGUGCAUCCAGAACCUCUUCAUCAUAGAGUCCCUAUAUCGACAGCCAGAAGAUGGAGCGAGGAAGGACCCUGAGUUACCAGCUGCUCCAGAAAUCUGCUCGGUGUCGUCCUCUUUGGCCCUACCAUACAACGGCAUCAUCAACCAAGGCUAUGAGACUCCAGACAUGGCCUGUGUGACCAUGGAGAACAAGCAGGAGGAGAGCGGACAGGUGUACACAUGUCCGACGAAACCUCCUGAUGUGCCGCUGCCUGUGGAAAACAAAGUAGUGAAGCCCCCAAAAAUAAAGAGGCAAAUCCUGAAGAACAUUGCCAUCUUCCUGCUAAUGUGCAACAUUUCACUGUGGAUCCUUCCUGCCUUUGGAUGCCGGCCACAAUACGACAACGGGUUGGAAGAGCAGACAUUUGGCUUCAGCAUAUGGAUCACAGUUCUCAAUUUUGCUAUUCCUUUGAACCUUUUCUACCGCAUGCACUCGGUUGCUUGCCUCUUCGAGGUGUUCCGCCAGGUCUGACAGAAUAACAGGUGACUGACAAUGCCAGAUAACAUACAGGAACACUUGUCACCGCCUGCUCCUGAGAGCGUCUCACAGCGCAGGUCAACUGUUCAGACUUGAAAGCAAGCCGUGGAGACAAACAAAAACGAAAGAUCCCUCAGUGAUGGGGAUUGCAGAGGAAGAC
This is a messenger RNA of Micropterus dolomieu (smallmouth bass), 1933 nucleotides long. RefSeq names its product otopetrin 1 (gene otop1). The transcript has 6 exons. Gene Ontology annotation, molecular function: proton channel activity. Lineage: Eukaryota; Metazoa; Chordata; Actinopteri; Centrarchiformes; Centrarchidae. The coding region runs from base 1 to 1767 and encodes 588 amino acids. Gene Ontology annotation, cellular component: membrane. Gene Ontology annotation, biological process: inner ear morphogenesis; proton transmembrane transport. The record is from RefSeq and is a predicted model, not a curated record.